Molecule: messenger RNA, 3177 nt
Organism: Rotaria sp. Silwood2
Lineage: Eukaryota; Metazoa; Rotifera; Eurotatoria; Philodinida; Philodinidae
Source: the annotation of a GenBank genome assembly
AUGGAAUGUGAUGACCAUUUGUGUUCAACGGGCAGGUAUUCAUGUGGCGAUGGAGAAUGUGUUCCAUGGAAGACUAGAAUGGCGUUUCAACGAAAAAUAACAGCAACAAAUGAUUGUUUCAGUAAACGUAAUCUCAAUUAUAUGUGUGAGGUGAGUUCAAGUCAACCAGCUUGGACACUGGAGAAUGGCUUAUGUUGGUCGGACGAAGAUUAUGAUGAUCUUCGAUAUCCUCCAUGGAACAUGACGGAUGUUUCAAAUCUAACCAGCCAAGAAAAAUGUGAAUAUUUGUUUCGAUGUCUUUUGUCUGACAACUUCGAACGUGAUUGUCCAUGUCGUUAUCUCAAUUGUAAACAAAUGAUGAUGGAUAUAUGUCCAGAAGACGAUACAUAUAUUAUCUAUCCUACACGUGGUUUAAUCAACGCAAAUGUUCUUAUCUUUUACAAUUAUCGUCAAUAUGAGAGAAACAAAAAUUUUGAUUUUUUCAUCCUGAAUGAUAGUUUGAAGUGCCAAGGCUAUUUGGUUACAAUAACACGACACUUACGAAUUUCCUGGACACUAAAACAGAUUGAAAAUCCUCUUAUCAAUCUAAAACUGUGUACCUUGCCAAAUGCAACGUAUGUCAAUCAAAAUUUUACAUCAAGUUUCCAAAAUGACAAGUUUUGUUGGAAUGAGUCAUUGACAUUCAACGAUCGUCCAUAUGCUGUCGGUCCUCAUGUAUGUGAUGCAGGACAAUGCAUCUCUCAAUAUCGAAUUCAUGAUGGAUCAUUUGAUUGCUUUGUGGGAAACGAUGAGGCGAUGGUCCUGAAGAAAAGCUAUUGUACGGGGAAUGUAGGACGACAUCGUUUUCAAUGCUACAAUGAUCAAUACAAAUGUCUAAUAUCGGAUAAAUUGGGAGUAGUGAUCUCUCAAUGUUCGAACAGUUUUGAUUUAAACUGGUUUGGAAAUGGCCUUCCUCUUCAACAGGAGAUUCCAUGCCAACCUGGUAGAACUACUGAUUGUUAUCGAGUGAAACAUUACAUUCGACAAUCUUCUAGUCAAAAUUCAACCAGAAAUCAUUCACUCGUGCAUUUUCCAACACAAAAUCAAACCAAUCUAGUAGCCUUUCGAUCGUAUUGUAAUACUUGGUGGAAUUUCGACACUCAUAUGGACGAACUCCCAUCUUCGUGUCAAUAUUGGAUCUGUGCUUCUGAUCAAUAUCAAUGCCAAACAGGACAAUGUAUAGAAUUCAGCUGGUUAUGUGAUGGUGAAUGGGAUUGUGCAGAUGCAUCAGAUGAAGAAGCUACUCUGAUCAUUCGACAAUGGUCAUCACACAAUGCGCGUCUCUCAAACUUAUCUACUCAGCUUGACAAAUGUCGACAAAAAUAUUCUCAUUCACCAUUUUCUACGAUUUGCAAUGUUUCUUUGGAAUUCGGUUGCUUUCGAUCAGGAGUGUCAGAACCAUUGAAUUUUUCAUUAAAUCAUCCGUGUAUCAACCUGACUCACAUUGGAGAUGGGAAGGAAGAUUGUUACAAUGCUUAUGAUGAAAAAAAUACAUUUACAGCAGCCAAAUCAACCGUUGGAGGCAUGUGGGGUUUCCACUUCCGUUGUGAAAAUACCCACGGACUUUAUAAUAAAGCUUGCACUAUAAACAGAAGGAAUGAUUGCAUCGAUAUUCUUUGCUCGAAAUAUCGAGAUGCGAAUGGAUCAUGUUCUGAUGUUAACGAUUUCAUCUGUCUCAAAGACAAUCAGUGCAAGAAAAAAGCCAGAUGCAAUGGAGUAAACGAUUGUUCUUAUGGAGAAGAUGAAUAUUGGUGUGCGCCGGAUUACGUCGUGGAUUAUCCUAUUUAUCGUUUCCAUAAGAUUACGGUUUCGCGCGAACGGAACCUUAAUAUGUCAUUGAUCAGAUAUCCGAAAAUGUCCGAUGUAACGAAGAUUGAACAAGAGGCAAUAGAACUAGUUAUCCCUUUUCAUAAUAAUCAACUUUUCAAGCUACAUUCCUACAUGUGCAAUCGAGGUAUUAGUGUCAUGCACAUGAAUGACAUUCGAUGUCUAUGUCCACCAUCUUAUUAUGGUCGUUGGUGCGAAUUCUUCAGUGAUCGACUCAGUGUCAUUGCUCAUCUCGAUCGGAAAACUUUGCCAAAUUCAAUCUCUAACACGACACUAAAAAUUCAAGCUAAUUUUCUUUUUAACGAGGCCAUCAUUGAUCAGCAUGAAUUUCAUCUUCUUCCAACACUUGAAACAGCCAAGAUCAAACACAAAUUUUAUCUUCUCUAUUCACGUUCUCAUUCAAUGCUUCUACAUAAAUAUAAUCGUUAUUUCAAUCGAACUGAUAUCAUCGACAAUCAUCCUUAUGCUGUUUAUUUUCUUGUCUUUGCUCUUCAUCAGAAUGGCCGCCUCGAAGAAUUCGGUGCUUGGCAUUAUCCCAUCUACUUCGACUAUCUACCUACAUUUCGUCUAGCAAUUGUCUUGAAAUUUCCAUCUUGGUUUGAACAUUCAUCAUCUAAUUGCUGUCGACAAAAUAAUUGCAAUGAAUAUUCAACUUGUUUGCCGAUUUUCAAUCAAAACAACUCGUACUAUUGUUCAUGUCGAAGUGGUUAUUAUGGCAUCAAUUGUAGUAUGUACGAACCUCUCUGUGACACUUAUUGUGCACCCAAUGCAUUCUGUCGACGAACCAAAGAAACAAAACUUCAUUGUCUUUGUCCACUGGGACAUUACGGAACUCGUUGCAAUUUGAAAUUCGAUCAAUGUGAUCAGACAAUAUGCAAAAACAAUGGAACUUGUCAUUAUUCUUAUGAUUUAAGUGGUGAACAACCUACUGUUUGUAACUGCCCAAACAGAUUCUAUGGAAAUCGAUGUCAACAAGAAAAGACAUCUGUUCGUGUUCAGCUAAACAUGACAACGGCAUUUGCUGCUCGUGCGAGUGUUGUCCAACUUUACGAAAUUUUGCUUCCUUCCUUGAAGCUUCAAAUCGUACAACAGAAAGUUCACGAAGGUUUACCAUUGACCAUCACUUUCUAUCAUGCUGAGAAUCAUGCGCCUCCUCUCGGAGCUCUCAAAAUCUAUGAUAAUUUACAAGAUCCACAAUAUUUCCUCAUUUAUGUUUUGCUUGAAUCACUGAUCAAUAUUACUUCAUCUCCAGUACAUUGUCCAGAUGUCUCAUCACUUUCAUUCAAAGGUCAUUUUCACUUAACAACAUAA